GCGGCCAUUGCGGCGGCUUCCGGCGGGCCCGAGGCGGCGAUGGAGCGGUGCGGGCCGGGCCCCGUCAGCGCCGUGCCGGUGGCCGACUUCAGGCCAAAUGAGGGUUCAUUAACAUCAACUUUAAGAACGCUUCUGUUCUUCACAGCUCUAAUGAUUACAUUACCUGUUGGGCUAUAUUUUUCAUCAAAGGCUUAUGUAUUUGAAGGUUCCUUGGGGAUGUCUGACAGAGACAGCUAUUUUUAUGCUGCCAUAGUCGCCGUGGUCACUGUCCAUGUGGUGCUUGCUCUCUUUGUUUAUGUAGCCUGGAGCGAGGGGUCGCGGCAGUGGCGCGAAGGCAAACAGGACUAGAACGAAGAUCUUCUGAUGGCCACAGACUGUAAAGCAGAUGUUUCUUGUGAGCUGAAGGAAAAGCAUUCUUCCAAACGUGUAAUACACAUGCACAAAGAGGAGGCUGGUGCCUCAGUUGUGGUUAAAAUAAGACUUGUGCUCAUCUUGGCUGUGUGCUCGUGUUUUCUGUAAUGGUGAUGGAAAUUCUUCUUUAGCCAGCUUCUCCUGUGUUGAGCUGAGCAGGCCUUCACUUCCAAUUAAAGUGGAAUAAUUACAUACUUUUGAAAACUCCUGUAGCUACUUUUGCCAUGUCUAGUAUUUUUCUGGCUUGCUCUGAAAAUAAUACUGGCGUGAGGCAAGCAUUACGUUUUCAAGGAAUUAAAUUGCUGCUUAAAAAAAGUUACAUUACUUACUAUCCAGCUACAGUGGAAAGGAUGGAAUUUCGCUUUGCUGUGAAUAAUUUCUUGAUUUAUGUGUGUUGUGGUUUAACCCCAGCCAGCAAUUGAGCUCCAUGCAGCUGCUCACUCACUGUGAUCCCUCAGUGGGAUGAGUGGGGGAAUCAGAAAAGCAAAGUGAGAAAACUCAUGGGUCAAGAUAAAGACAGUUUAAUAGGUAAAACAAAAGCUGCACACAUAAGCGUGUUGGUUUUCAGUACAAAUUCAAGCUAUAACCCCAUGGUAGCUGUUAUGAAGAGAACUACCUCUAUCCCAGCCCAAACCAACACAGUGGGAUAGGUGUAAUCAAUCUAUUUCUGUGUUUAGAAGUAAUUUGAAAAACUCAGGUGAUGUCUUUCUAAUGUGAAAUACAUUUUUUUUUUCAAUUAUAAUUUUUUAUUGCAGUGUAAAAUUCAAUCUUUAAUUUCCUUUUGAGAGAGCUGUGGUAUUACACAUUGCUCAUCUUUCUCCUACAGUUUAUCCUGAUAAUGAAAAGGAAAGGGCAUAGCAUAUUAUUUGGUAUGUCUUUAGACAGGUAUGUAUCUCCUUGACAUUUGCUCAAGUUGGAUUUCCUAUGGUAAAGCAGUGUCAGUAACAGUCAUAAGCUGCUGUAAUGGCUGGUAGGGGGAGGAGCAAAAAAGAAGCUGUAGUUCCCUGUUAAUGGUGUCCUUUAUGAAGCAGAGAACGCAAAAAUGACCACAUGGAAUAUUUUCUUCUCUUCGUAACUACUUACUCGUACACUGUGAAAUGAUACAAUAUGUUGAUUGUUUUUUGGUUUUUUUUCCUUGGCUGUGUGUAGUCAAACCUUAGUGAGAUUUUUGUGUUGUAAGAUACCAUGAAUUUAAUUCUGCUGUUUUGCUGUUGUUAGCAAGCUUUUUAAUCUCUGGCUAAAACAUUUUUCCCAAAGUUCCAGCAAGACAAACUUUCUUAACCCUGAUGAUGGCUGUUAAGCUGUUGUGCUUGAGGUCAUUCUGUUAAUUUGAAUUUUCCAGUUUAUUGCAUUAGUUUAGCCUUUCUUGGAAGUUUCUUGCUUAAUAUGGGGCUUGGCAUGGUUUUGGUGCUGCGUGCAUCUGUGGUAAAACUUACAUAUAAAUGAGGCAAAAAUUGGUUAUCUGUGCUGAGUGGCUUGAGAAUUAUGUCCCCCAGCCUCAUUCCUGUCUUGCCCCAGGUGUGCACAAGCGUACGCACCAUGGCACACUAAUGCAAAUCAGUUUUACACUUGGUUCCUGCCGUGUCACCUUUUCUCAUCCAGAGCCCCGGUGUCAGGUUGCUGCUGGCAAACUGGAGAAUCUUCUCAGAGUGCUUGAAGUGCAAAGUUAGUUUGUGUGUGGGCACAUGGGCUUCCUGUUGUCCAGUGUCUGAAGUGUACGUUGUGCAGCAAAUACUGCCUUUUAAUAAAACCUACCCCGCAGUACAAGAGCCAGUAAACAACGUGUGCUGAA
Messenger RNA from Hirundo rustica (Barn swallow), 2203 nucleotides. RefSeq names its product vacuolar ATPase assembly factor VMA21 (gene VMA21). The transcript has 3 exons. Lineage: Eukaryota; Metazoa; Chordata; Aves; Passeriformes; Hirundinidae. The coding region runs from base 40 to 348 and encodes 102 amino acids. The record is from RefSeq and is a predicted model, not a curated record. Gene Ontology annotation, cellular component: endoplasmic reticulum membrane. Gene Ontology annotation, biological process: vacuolar proton-transporting V-type ATPase complex assembly.